AACACAACACAACGCCUGAGCUCUAGAACCAUGGGCAAAAGAGGCCGUAUUAUUUCUCAAAAAGAAAUCGACGAGUAUCUGUCUAAUAAAGCUCAACGAAAGGCGCUGAGAGUCGCUAAAAAAUUGAAGCUGGAUUCUUCUGCUGUGUACUCCAAUGAUUCAAAUCUGUUUGGAGAUUCCAAUCUCAAUGAGAGAUUUGUAUGGAGGAAGAAGAUUGUACGCGAUGUUGCUAAUGGCGUCCCGCUUAUCUCGAUUAAAAAACAGAAGCUGAAUCAGAUUGAAAGAAUGGCGGGGAUUGAAAAGGCUAAAAAGAGAAGAGAAGAGAGAGCACUUGAAAAGGCACAGCAUGAAGAAGAAAUGGCAUUGCUUGCGAGAGAGCGUGCUAGAGCUGAGUUCCAAGACUGGGAGAAAAAAGAAGAUGAGUUCCAUUUUGAUCAGAGCAAAAUAAGAUCUCAAAUCAGAUUGCGCGAAGGCCGAACUAAGCCCAUAGAUAUCCUAUCGAAGCACCUUAAUGCUUCAGAUGAUAUUGACAUUGAGAUAAAUGAGCCCUUUGUAAUUUUCAAGGGCUUGACUGUAAAGGAAAUUGAAGAGCUUCGUGAUGACAUCAAAAUGCAUCUCGAUAUGGAUAGGCAAUCUCAAAUGCAUAUUGAUUAUUGGGAGGCGCUUCUAGUGGUCUGCAAUUGGGAGCUGGGUGAAGCUCAGAAGAAGGAUGCUUUGCAUCGUGCUAGGGUGCGUGGGGAAGAGCCUCCUGCUGAGUUGCUUAUAGAAGAGAGGGGUCUGCAUUCUGGUAUUGAAUCAGAUAUUAGGAAUCUCUUGGAAGAUAAAACUUCUAGUGAACUUGAGAUUAUGCAGUCCCAGGUUGAAUCACAAAUGAGUUCUGGCACAGCCAAGGUAGUUGAGUACUGGGAGGUUAUUCUCAAACGACUUCAGAUCUACAAAGCAAAGGCUUGCUUGAAGGAAAUUCACACUAAGAUAUUGCGCAAAUAUUUACGCAGUCUUGAGCCACAUUUGGACAUCCCCGAGAGUUCGAAACAAGAUCACAGUUUAACGCAUAGUCAGGAGGUGGAGGAGGAUGAACAUGGGAAUAAGGGAGCUGAAACAUUCUUUCCAGAACCUGUGAUGAACGAUGAGAAUCACGAGGCAGAAGAAGAAGAAGGGUCCUUAUCACCUGAAUUGCUACAUGGUGAUGAAAAUGAAGAAGCCGUUGAUCCUGAAGAAGACAGGGCCAUAUUAGAAAGAAAACGAAUGGCUGUUUUAGAGGAACAGCAAAGAAGAAUGCAAGAGGCCAUGGCAUCAAAGCCACCUCUACCAGAAGAUAAUCUUGAGAUCAAAGCGAUGAAAGCUAUGGGAGCUAUGGAGGAAGGUGAUGCAUUAUUUCGAUCCGGUGCGGAAGUGAAUCUGGAUUCGCAGGUUUACUGGUGGCAUGACAAGUAUCGACCAAGAAAACCCAAAUAUUUCAACCGUGUUCACACAGGAUACGAGUGGAACAAGUAUAAUCAGACGCACUAUGAUCAUGACAACCCUCCCCCAAAGACUGUGCAAGGAUAUAAGUUCAAUAUCUUCUACCCAGACCUCGUUGACAAGGUAAAGGCCCCAACUUAUACGAUAGAGAAAGAUGGGAACAACGAUGAGACUUGCAUUGUACGGUUUCAUGCCGGACCACCUUACGAAGAUAUGGCAUUCCGAAUUGUCAACAAAGAAUGGGAAUAUUCUCACAAGAAGGGUUUUAAGUGCACAUUUGAACGAGGAAUUUUACAUGUUUACGUAAACUUCAAGCGUUACAGAUACCGCAGAUGAUUCCUUUUAAAGUAUCGGGCCAUGUUAUCGACCUAAAAUUUUACAUUAUACAACGUUGACAUGCAGCCUGAUCUUGUUGCAAAGAUCACUGGAAUGCUUCUGAAGAUGGACAAUGCAGAACUGCUCCUAUUAUUGAAAUCACCAGAUUCUUUAGCUUCAAAGGUGGAGGAAACUGUGCAGGUGCUCAAGAUUUCUAAGACGAAACUACCUGGUCAAGACACCCUUCAUCCUAGUUACCACCUAUCCGCUGAGGUUGCUGUAAAUUGAAUAGUACGAUGAUUACAAAAUUUAGACGAUAUACGGUGCUGUACAGUGAUCACAUUUUUUGAUACUUGACAUUAGUGAAUCUUUGCUUUUACUGUUUGUUUUGGAGGAUUAUUGAAAAGUUCUCCUUUCAAUA
Mercurialis annua (annual mercury) is the source of this 2197-nucleotide messenger RNA. Its product is annotated as splicing factor Cactin-like. Gene Ontology annotation, molecular function: protein binding. The transcript is spliced from 9 exons. The record is from RefSeq and is a predicted model, not a curated record. Gene Ontology annotation, cellular component: spliceosomal complex; cytoplasm. NCBI's taxonomy places the organism in Eukaryota, Viridiplantae, Streptophyta, Magnoliopsida, Malpighiales, Euphorbiaceae. The coding region runs from base 31 to 1797 and encodes 588 amino acids. Gene Ontology annotation, biological process: mRNA cis splicing, via spliceosome.